AUGUUAUGUGUGAGCUGGCAUUUGGAUUUUAAUUGCAUUUUUUUUUUCAUUGGGACCAUUUGAAAUAAAAAAAAAAAAAACAAAAACCAUGUCAACAGGACCGGAUAAUCUUUUCGAUUUGAAAAAUUCUUUUCAUCUCGGUAAUUGGCAACAAUGUUUGAAUGAAGCAGCAAAAGUCAAGACAACAACCGAUGAACAAAAAUUGGAACGUGAUGUAUUCAUGUAUCGGGCAUACAUUGCACAGAAAAAAUUCAAUGUAGUUCUUAGUGAAAUUAAUAAUUCAUCACCACAACCAUUGAAAGCGGUACGUUUAUAUGCAAGAUAUUUAUCAUCAUCAUCAUCGUCGUCGGUUGAUGAUAUUCUAGCCGAAUUGGAUGCCAAUCAAACCUUGUACAUGAAUGAUUGUUAUUCAUCAAUUUGUGCGGCAGCCAUCUAUUUUCAUGAACGAAAUUAUGAUAAUGUAUUGAAAAUGUUAAACAAUUCCGGUGAUAUUGAAUGUAUGGCCACAUCAGUACAGGCAUUAUUGCAUUUGGAUCGUUUGGAUCUAGCUCGUAAAGAACAUAAACGAAUGUGUCAAAAAGAUGAAUAUCAUACACUAUCACAAUUAGCAUUGGCAUGGAUUAAUCUUUAUUAUGGUGGUGAAAAAUUACAGGAUGCUUAUUUUAUCUAUCAAGAAUUGAAAGAUAAAUUUGGUCCAACACCAUUACUAUUGAAUGGCCAAGCGGUUGCUAUGAUUUGUCAGAAUCGUUGGGAAGAAGCUGAACCAUUAAUUACGGAAACUAUUGAAAAAGAUUCCAAUUAUACGGAAGCAAUCAUCAAUCAAAUGUUAUUGGCCAAUAUUAAUGGUAAAUCAAAUGAAAUGAUCAAUCGUUAUAUUAAUCAAUUAAGUGAUCGACAAUCAUUGGAUCAAACAUUUUAUGAUGAUUAUGAACAUAAACAACGAGAGUUUGAUAAAAUUGCUCUACAAUAUCAAAUUGUUUGAUGUGCUAUGCCAUGUUUUUUUUAAAGGUCGAGAAUAGAAAAUCUUGUUUUUUUUCACAGCGAAAAUUGAAAAUAAAAAUACUUUUUAAUAUU
Messenger RNA from Dermatophagoides farinae (American house dust mite), 1074 nucleotides. It is a transcript of the gene epsilonCOP, whose product is annotated as coatomer subunit epsilon. NCBI's taxonomy places the organism in Eukaryota, Metazoa, Arthropoda, Arachnida, Sarcoptiformes, Pyroglyphidae. Gene Ontology annotation, biological process: intra-Golgi vesicle-mediated transport; retrograde vesicle-mediated transport, Golgi to endoplasmic reticulum; endoplasmic reticulum to Golgi vesicle-mediated transport. Gene Ontology annotation, molecular function: structural molecule activity; protein binding. The record is from RefSeq and is a predicted model, not a curated record. Gene Ontology annotation, cellular component: COPI vesicle coat.